Molecule: messenger RNA, 1542 nt
Organism: Podarcis muralis (Common wall lizard)
Lineage: Eukaryota; Metazoa; Chordata; Lepidosauria; Squamata; Lacertidae
Gene: TMEM235
Product: transmembrane protein 235
Cellular component (GO): apical plasma membrane
Source: RefSeq, a predicted model, not a curated record
AUUGGAAAGCGGAUCGCAGCUUCCUCGAAGGGAGCCUUUGACCUUGAAGCUUGCUGCUGGCAGGGUGGCUUUUUGCGAUCGCUCCAAUUUGGGGCGCAAGUACCCGCUGGCUUCGCCCCCAACCCCCGCGAAGAUGCGGCUUGGGGGGCGCGCGCGCGUUUCCACCUGACUCUCUCCCUCGCCCCCUCCCCGGAGCGUUGCAGUGAGAAAGGGAGAGUCUCCCGCUCGGCUGCCGCUGUUUCUCUCCACGUGUCCGCCGCCAGAGGCAGCAGCGUCGGCGGCGGGAUGGUGGCGAGGUGCUGCGGCUGCCGCCGGGCCCUGGCGGUGGUGCCUCCCGGCGCGCUCUGCCUGGGCGCGGCGCUCAGCGGGCUCUUCAGCUUCGGCUUCUUGGCCGCGGCCCUGGGCACCGAUUACUGGUACCUGGUGAGCGUGGACUCGGCCAACAGCAGCGCUGGGGACGCCGAGCAGCUGAGUUCCCACUCCGGACUCUGGCGCCUCUGCGAAGGGCAGAACGCCUGCACGCCUCUGAUAGACCCGUUCGGCACAGAGAGUUGGCAAGUUCCCGCAUCGCUCCAGCAUCUUAUAUCCAUGCAUCGAGCCUUUGUGGUCCUGCUGCCUCUCAGCCUCGUCUUGAUCGUCUUUGGCUGGAUCUGUGGGGUCAUCGGUUCCUUGGUCCAGAGCUCCCGUCUUUUGCUCUUCACAGGCUUCUAUUUUCUGCUGGGUGCACUGCUGACCCUGUCGGGAACCAGCACCUACAUCUGCUACUCCAGCGCAGCCUUCGCCGAGACAGUGCGCAUGUUUGACCAGCAGCGCUUUGAGCACGUCCGCAUCGCCUUUGGCUGGUCCCUGGCCCUUGCCUGGCUCUCUUUCAGCACCGAGGGGUUGGCCGGCAUCCUGCUUCUCCUGGCCGCUCGGGGGCUCCGCCUGAAGCCGGAUGCCUGUGCGGUGUUCAUCUGAUGCAUGGUCAGGGCUGUGACGUAACCCUACUCUGCUUGAUUGGCCUUCUUGGGGUGAAAAUUCCACUGCUGCCGAUCCCCCUCUUGUCGUGCAGCCACAAGACGUAACCUGCAUGGACCGCAAGGCGUUACAAAGAUCUGCUUGUGGGUGUGCCAGGCUGAGGGAUGCAUGUGGAAGGGGCGAGGGACCCCCAUCGAUAAGGCGCAGCGGUUGCCAUCCUUACAUGCUGGGUUCAUUACUCAACUCUUGGUGUGCAAGCAGAGCUGAGGAAGAGAAACAGCUAGGGCCUUGUUCCUCACCCAAGGGUAGGAGGCCUGUGUGACCCAUCCAGAUGUUUCUGGACUCCAGUUUCCAUCAGCCCCAGCCAGCAUGGCCAAUGGGCCUGGGGUGAUGGGAGCUGUAGUCCAGCAACAUCUGGACUAGCUCCCCAUCCCUGUUCUAACUCAACACCUGAAGGAUCCAUGGCUCCUUCUCCCUGUUUCUUGGUAUGCAUAGCUGAUGCUCCUUCCCUUCCAAGCAUGCCCCUCUGCUGGUCCUCCUUGAUGCAUCUGGGGCCUCUUGAAUUAAAAAGGGCUCCGGUAGGAA